This is a messenger RNA of Trichomycterus rosablanca, 2260 nucleotides long. It is a transcript of the gene rragd, whose product is annotated as ras-related GTP binding D. Gene Ontology annotation, cellular component: nucleus; lysosome; Gtr1-Gtr2 GTPase complex. Gene Ontology annotation, biological process: cellular response to starvation; negative regulation of autophagy. NCBI's taxonomy places the organism in Eukaryota, Metazoa, Chordata, Actinopteri, Siluriformes, Trichomycteridae. The record is from RefSeq and is a predicted model, not a curated record. The transcript is spliced from 7 exons. Gene Ontology annotation, molecular function: GTP binding; GTPase activity. The coding region runs from base 104 to 1330 and encodes 408 amino acids.
UGGGCAGGGCGGCCCGGUGUUGAUGUGAAUGUAACCCGUUAUGGAAAGAGGGCCGGACAGGGGAGGUAAAAGGUCAGCAUGGCACCGUCGGAUCAGGUGACAAAUGUGGAGAAGUCGCACAAAUCGGGGCAGAAUGAACGAGGAGGAACAGAUCAGGGGCAGAUCGGAGGAGGAGGAGGAGGAUGAAGAGGGAUUAGUGUUCGGAUAUUAUGAUGAAGAUGAUGAUGAUUUUGAUGCGUUUAUAGACGGAGAUGGAGAGUGCGCAUGCGAGCAAGGGGUGCUGGGUUUCCAGGACCCGUUCUGCAGUGAGGUGAAGCCUCGCAUCCUGCUGAUGGGUUUACGCCGCAGCGGUAAGUCCUCCAUCCAGAAGGUGGUCUUCCACAAGAUGUCCCCGAACGAGACUCUGUUCCUGGAGAGCACCAAUAAGAUCUGCAGAGAGGACGUGUCCAACAGCUCCUUCGUCAACUUCCAGAUCUGGGAUUUUCCUGGUCAGAUCGAUUUCUUCGAUCCCACCUUCGACUACGAGAUGAUAUUCCGGGGGACGGGGGCGCUGAUUUUCGUCAUCGACUCGCAGGAUGAUUACGUGGAGGCCCUGAGCAGACUCCACCUCACCGUGACCCGGGCGUACAAAGUGAACCCCGACAUCAACUUCGAGGUGUUCAUCCAUAAAGUGGACGGCCUGUCCGACGACCACAAGAUCGAGAAACAGACCGACAUACACAAGCGCGCCAACGACGACCUGGCAGACGCCGGGCUGGAGAGGAUCCAUUUAAGCUUCUACUUGACUAGCAUCUACGACCACUCCAUCUUCGAGGCCUUCAGUAAGGUCGUGCAGAAGCUCAUCCCUCAGCUCCCGACCCUGGAGAACCUGCUCAACAUCUUCAUAUCUAAUUCGGGCAUUGAGAAGGCGUUCCUGUUCGACGUGGUCAGCAAGAUCUACAUCGCCACAGACAGCAGCCCGGUGGACAUGCAGACGUACGAGCUGUGCUGCGACAUGAUCGACGUGGUCAUCGACAUCUCCUGCAUCUACGGUUUGCGAGAGGAUGAGAGCUCCCCGUAUGAUAAAGAAUCGAUGGCCAUCAUCCACCUGAACAACACCACAGUGAUGUACCUGAAGGAGGUCACCAAGUUCCUCGCCCUCGUCUGUUUCCUCAGAGAGGAGAGCUUCGAAAGGAAAGGACUGAUCGACUACAACUUCCACUGUUUUAAGAAGGCCAUAGAGGAGGUGUUCGACCUGCGGCUGAAAAUACAGAGAAACCGCAAACUUCUCAACCAGAGGAGGUGGAGCCGGCAGAGCGCAGCCAACGGUGCACAUACCCAGCACCACUGAACCUUCAUCAUCACCAUCAUCAUCAUCAUCAUCUAGGAUCAUGAAGGAACCGCCGCCUACACUACCGGCUAACUUCUACACCAGCUUCAGAGACGCCUUAGAGUUAAACUGAAUUUUUGUAAAAAUAAAUUGGUUGGCACCUGACUGGUUGGCACGUGCUUGUAACGAGACAGUUUGGAAUCAGUGCUGCCGGCUCAGGUGUAGAUCUUAUUAUGAGCGCUAAUAACAGCGACGUUAGAUCUGCUAAACAAAACAUGUAAUAACAUGGAUCUUAAGGAUGUUGAACCUUGCUUCAGCUCGCUGUCUGUGCUGAGUUUGGUAUGUUCACCACACGUUUGUGUUCAUUUAAUUUCUUUCCUUUUCUUAAUGGUGUAAAACAACUAGGUGUGAGUGAAUUAAUUGGAGUAUGUUGCUUUAAGAUGAAUUAACACUCAGUCCAGGCCGUACCUGGUAUUUCCAUGUGCCACCGGACCCACUGCAUCCCAGAUCAGAAUAAAUCGGUUGCUUAGAUGAAUGAAUAAAUAAUAAUGUUGAUGUUGAUGCCGCCACUCGAAUGAAUUCUAAUGCAGUGUCGCCCCCUGUUGGCGUCAGAAUGAACUUCACAUCUAAAACAUGUUCAUUCAGAUGAACGUAAAGUUCCUUAAAAACGACUUUAAAUUGUUCAAAGUUCUUAUUCUGAUUACUUAGAUUCAUGCUUUAGGGUCAUCUUAAUUAUAAAAGUGCAAAAUAAUCAUUUUUCUGUUUAAACCCGAGACUUAAAGCAACAAAAAAAACAUAAAUGUUAUUUUGAGCCAAUCGCAUUUAACGUGUGGACUGAAGAUCUUAGGCUAAAUCUCGGACUCUUUUAGGCCUGUUAACGUCACCCACACAAGAUCAAGUGUACACAAAUAUAUACAAUAAAUGACAUGCUUUCAAAUGUGGCUAAAACUU